This is a messenger RNA of Delphinapterus leucas (beluga whale), 4891 nucleotides long. It is a transcript of the gene RRBP1, whose product is annotated as ribosome binding protein 1. Gene Ontology annotation, cellular component: endoplasmic reticulum membrane. Lineage: Eukaryota; Metazoa; Chordata; Mammalia; Artiodactyla; Monodontidae. The record is from RefSeq and is a predicted model, not a curated record. Gene Ontology annotation, biological process: protein transport.
CGUUUGCCAGCUCCGAGGCAGAAAGUGCCACGACUCCACACGCGCGCACGCAGCCAGCGAGCAGCCGGAGCGGACGGCGGACGGGGCGGGUGGCGUCGGGGUCGCGGCGCCUGCAGUUGCUCGGGGGCGGCUUCUCGGCGGAGGCUCGGCCGGCUCCUCUCUCCCGGUUCCGCGGCGGCGGCGGCGGCGGCUCCUGCCCUUUCGCUCUCCCUCCCGCGUCUCCGGCUGCAGGUGAAAGGAAAGCAAGCCAGGAUGGAUAUUUACGACACCCAGACCUUGGGGGUUGUGGUCUUUGGUGGAUUCAUGGUUGUUUCCGCCAUCGGCAUCUUCCUGGUGUCGACGUUCUCCAUGAAGGAGACGUCGUAUGAAGAAGCUCUAGCCAACCAGCGCAGGGAGAUGGCGAAGACUCACCACCAGAAAGUGGAGAAGAAAAAGAAGGAGAAAACAGUGGAGAAGAAAGGAAAGACCAAGAAAAAGGACGAGAAACCCAACGGGAAGAUACCUGACCAUGAGCCAGGCCCCAAUGUGACCAUCCUCCCCAAGGACGCAGUGCGGGCACCUGCAGUGGCAGUGGCUCCAACCCCAGUCCAGUCCCCUGUGGUCAUUCCCCCUGUAGCCACGGUACCAGCCAUGCCCCAGGAGAAAACGGCUUCUUCCCCUAAGGACAAAAAGAAGAAGGAGAAAAAAGUGGCAAAGGUGGAACCAGCAGUCAGUUCUGUAGUAAAUUCCAUCCAGGUUCUUGCCUCAAAGGCUGCCAUUUUGGAAGCUGCUCCCAAGGAGGUCCCUAUGGUGGUUGUGUCCCCAGUGGGUGCCAAGGGCAGUGCCUCUGCCACCAGUGCUAUGCAGGGCAAGAAGGCAGAGGGGGCCCAGAACCAGGGCAAGAAGACAGAGGGGGCCCCCAACCAGGGCAGGAAGGCAGAGGGGGCCCAGAACCAGGGCAAGAAGGGAGAGGGGACCCAGAACCAGGGCAAGAAGACAGAGGGGGCCCAGAACCAGGGCAAGAAGACAGAGGGGGCCCCCAACCAGGGCAAGAAGACAGAGGGGGCCCCCAACCAGGGCAAGAAGACAGAGGGGGCCCCUAACCAGGGCAAGAAGACAGAGGGGACCCAGAACCAGGGCAAGAAGACAGAGGGAACCCCCAACCAGGGCAGGAAGACAGAAGGGGCCCAGAACCAGGGCAAGAAAACAGAGGGGGCCCAGAACCAGGGCAAGAAGGGAGAGGGGGCCCCCAACCAGGGCAAGAAGACAGAGGGGACCCCCAACCAGGGCAAGAAGACAGAGGAGGCCCCCAACCAGGGCAGGAAGGCAGAGGGGGCCCAGAACCAGGGCAAGAAGACAGAGGGGGCCCCCAACCAGGGCAGGAAGACAGAGGGGGCCCCCAACCAGGGCAAGAAGGGAGAGGGGGCCCCCAACCAGGGCAAGAAGGGAGAGGGGGCCCCCAACCAGGGCAGGAAGGCAGAGGGAGCCCCCAACCAGGGCAAGAAGACAGAGGGGACCCAGAACCAGGGCAAGAAGACAGAGGGGGCCCCCAACCAGGGCAAGAAGACAGAGGGGGCCCCCAACCAGGGCAAGAAGACAGAGGGGGCCCAGAACCAGGGCAAGAAGACAGAGGGGGCCCCCAACCAGGGCAAGAAGACAGAGGGGCCCCAGAACCAGGGCAAGAAGGGAGAGGGGGCCCAGAACCAGGGGAAGAAGGCAGAGGGAACCCCCAACCAGGGCAGGAAAGCCGAGGGGGGCCAGAAUCAGGGCAAAAAGGCAGAUUCGGUUGCUAAUCAGGGCACAAAGGCAGAGGGUGUUGCAAACCAGGGGAAAAAAGCAGAAGGGGCCCCCAAUCAAGGCAAAAAGGCAGAGGGAAACUUGAACCAGGGCAGAAAGUCAGAAGGGUCCCCCAACCAGGGCAAAAAGGUGGAUGCAUCUGCCAACCAGGGUAAAAAGGCAGAGUCAGCUCCUAUCCAGGGCAAAAAUGCAGAUAUGGUCCAGAGCCAGGAGGCACAAAAGCAAGAAGCUCCUGUGAAGAAGAAGUCUGGGUCUAAGAAGAAAGGUGAGCCUGGGCCCCCGGAGACCGACAGCCCGCUCUGCCUCCCCUACAAGACGCUGGUCUCCACGGUCGGAAGCAUGGUGUUCAGCGAGGGCGAGGCCCAGCGGCUCAUCGAGAUCCUGUCUGAGAAAGCAGGUGUUGUCCAGGACACGUGGCAUAAGGCCACUCAGAAGGGUGACCCCGUGGCGAUUCUGAAACGCCAGCUGGAAGAGAAGGAGAAGCUGCUGGCCACAGAGCAGGAGGACGCGGCCGCCGCCAAGAGCAAACUGAGGGAGCUCAACAAGGAGCUGGCAGCGGAAAAGGCCAAGGCAGCAGCCGGGGAGGCCAAAGUGAAAAAGCAGCUGGUGGCCCGGGAGCAGGAGAUCACGGCCGUGCAGGCGCGCAUGCAGGCCAGCUACCGGGAACAUGUGCAGGAGGUGCAGCAGCUGCAGGGCAAGAUCCGGACGCUUCAGGAGCAGCUGGAGAAUGGCCCCAACACGCAGCUGGCCCGCCUGCAGCAGGAGAACUCCAUCCUGAGGGACGCCUUGAACCAGGCCACGAGCCAGGUGGAGAGCAAGCAGAAUGCAGAGCUGGCCAAGCUCCGGCAGGAGCUGGGCAAGGUCAGCAAGGAGCUGGUGGAGAAGUCGGAGGCCGCACGGCAGGAGGAGCAGCAGCGGAAGACGCUGGAGGCCAAGGCAGCCGCCUUUGAGAAGCAGGUCCUGCAGCUGCAGGUGUCUCACAAGGAGAGCGAGGAGGCCCUGCAGAAGCGCCUGGAUGAGGUCAGCCGGGAGCUGUGCCGCUCGCAGACCAGCCAUGCCAGCCUCCGGGCGGACGCCGAGAAGGCCCGGGAGCAGCAGCAGCAGAUGGCCGAGCUGCACGGCAAGCUGCAGUCCUCCGAGGCUGAGGUGAGGAGCAGGUGCGAGGAGCUGAGCAGUGUCCACGGGCAGCUGGACGAGGCCAAGGCGCAAAACUCACAGCUCACGGAGAGGAUCCGCUCCAUCGAGGCCCUGCUGGAGGCGAGCCAGGCCCGGGAUGCCCAGGCCAGCCGAGAGGAGGCCAACCAGCAGCAGGCCCGCCUCAUGGAGCUGGAGUCGCAGGUGUGGUGUCUGGAGAAGGAGGCCACGGAGCUCAAGGAGGCAGUUGAGCAGCAGAAAGUGAAGAACAAUGACCUCCGAGAGAAGAACUGGAAGGCAAUGGAGGCUCUGGCCUCGGCCGAGAGGGGCUGCGAGGAGAAGCUGCGGUCCCUGACCCAGGCCAAGGAGGAGUCGGAGAAGCAGCUCAGCCUGAUGGAGGCCCAGACCAGGGAGGCCCUGCUGGCCCUGCUCCCGGGCCUCUCUGUCCCCACCCACCAGAAUUACGCCGACUGGCUGCAGGAGCUCAAAGAGAAAGGCCCAGAGCUGCUGAAGCAGCCACCAGCGAACACGGAGCCCUCGGACCUGGCUGCCAAGCUGAGGGAGGCGGAGGAGACGCAGAACAGCCUUCAGGCCGAGUGUGACCAGUACCGCAGCAUCCUGGCCGAGACGGAGGCCAUGCUCAAAGCCCUGCAGAAGAGCGUGGAGGAGGAGGAACAGGUGUGGAAGGCCCGGGUGAGCGCCACGGAGGAGGAGCUCCAGAAGUCGCGGGUCACAGUGAAGCAUCUCGAAGAGACUGUCGGGAAGCUGAAAGGGGAACUUGAAAGUGCCGAUCAGGUGAGGGAGCACACGUCACAUCUGGAGGCCGAGCUGGAGAAGCACAUGGCGGCCGCGAGCGCCGAGUGCCAGAACUACGCCACGGAGGUGGCAGGGUUGAGGCAGCUUUUAUUAGAAUCUCAGUCUCAGCUGGAUGCAGCCAAGAGUGAAGCCCAGAAACAAAGCGACGAGCUUGCCCUGGUCAGGCAGCAGUUGAGUGAGAUGAAGAGCCACGUAGAGGAUGGUGACGUAGCCGGGUCCCCGGCUGCCCCCCCAGAGGCCCCCUCAGCAGAGCAGGACCCCAUCAAGCUGAAGUUGCAGCUGGAGCGGACGGAAGCCAUCCUGGAGGACGAGCAGACGCAGCGGCAGAAGCUCACAGCCGAGUUCGAGGAGGCUCAGCUCGUGUCGAGUCGUCUGCAGGGGGAGUUGGAGAAGCUCCGCUGCAGCAGCGCCCUCGGGUCCUCAGAGGCGGAGGAGGCCACGCGGCUCAAGGAGAGACUAGAAAAGGAGAAGAAAUUAACCAGUGAUCUGGGACGCGCUGCCACCAAACUACAGGAGCUUUUGAAGACGACCCAGGAGCAGCUGGCAAAGGAGAAAGACACGGUGAAGAAGCUGCAGGAGCAGCUGGACAGACCAGAGGCCGGCAGCAGCAGCUCGAAGGAGGGAACAUCUGUCUGAGCUUCCUGCGGAAAAAGAAGUCACUGUUCAACUUACCAAAAUGCCUUACACAUUCCUGACCAAUAAACAAACCAACACAGCGUUAUCUGGGCCCAACUUGGGUAGCUCUGAGAAGCCAUAGAGACGAGAGUCUCUUAGCACCAGAAGUAGCUCUUCCAGACCCCAGUUUGUAAAAGAAUCUUUGUCACAUUCGAUAAACACUAUUCCCUAGGACCGACCCUGGACCACCUGCCAGCAGACGCCAAAGCCCUCAGCAGCUGUGUGACAGACCCGGGUGUGUGCUAGGGGGCCGGGACCUUGGGGUGUGUAUGUCAACCAAUCAGUGCAAUUGUUGUGUCUUUUGUGGGGUUGGCGGUCGGGCGAUGGGCAGUCCGGGUGGUGAGUCCUGAAGGCUGCAGCGCAGACUGUAGGGUCACAGCCAGCGAGGCAGCAGUUCUCACCCCUGGAAACAGUUGCCACCACAACUGACGUGUGACCUCCUGGGUGUUGAUGCCAUUAAAACCCGUGUGUCGCCCGGCACUUUGGGAGA